AUGGAGCAGCAGCAUCUGAUCUCGAAGGAGGACUCCCCCAGGCGCGUCCGAAUGGAAAGCUCGCCCACCACGUCGGCCGUCGGCUUCCACCUGAUAAACAAGAAGGUUAUCAUCUUCUUGGUCUCUGCCGUGGCUGUGCUGGUAUGCGCGUUGGCGCUGAACCUGGUCCACAUUUACGGGGCGCCGGCGUUCACGGCCGAGACGGCAAGUACAGGGUCGCAGGAGGAGGAUUACCUGUCGAUGCCGGCGUCCGUCGCCGCCGCGCCGGCACAUGCGGAUCCGGCAAUAGAGCGGGCACCACCUGUCGAGUCGGCGCCGCCUUUGCCGCGCCGUGCAGCCGUGCUGCCAGCCGCUGUCGCGGAGAGUGGCGAGCCCGUAGACAUCGCCGCCUUCACGCAGUAUGCGGCCGGCGAGGACGACAGCAGCCUCGGCGGCAACGACACGCGGCAAAUGGAGCCCCGGUGCCUGGAGCCCGUCCAGAUGACGCUGUGCCCCGCGAACGCGAGUCGGUGGCCGGCCUUCUUCUUCGACGGCCGGCACUGCUUGACGCCGGUUAGUGUGCCGCCGCCUGGGUGCCUGGAAGGCACCAACCGCUUCCGCUCUCUGGGCCACUGCCGCGCCGCCUGCCAGGGCCAAGGCGCGCGUGCCGAGUGCCGGGAGCCGGUGCGCCUGGUGCCGUGCCGGCGGGAGCACGUGAAGCGGAGCUGGUUCUAUCCGGCCAACGGCAGCUGCGUCGAGUGGGGCUUCCCGGAGGGCAGCUGCGUCAACGUGCGGCUGCGCCUUUUCCAGAGCAUGCAGCAGUGCCUGCUCGACUGCGUGCAGCACGACGCGCCCGCCUGCCGGGAGUACCCCGUCGGCCAGCGAUGCGGAGAGUACCAGGUGAACUACCCGGUGUACUCUGCCGCGAACAAGAAUGGACGUUUCGAGUGCCUGAUGGUGGACCCGGCAGACAAGCUCUGCCUGCUGGGUCCCAACAUGUUCCCCAGCUACCGAGCAUGCGCCCGCGCUUGUCUCGUUUCGUGAUAAAGCUUGUUCUUUUUGUUUCG
Messenger RNA from Rhipicephalus sanguineus (brown dog tick), 1046 nucleotides. RefSeq lists its product as uncharacterized. The transcript has 5 exons. Gene Ontology annotation, molecular function: serine-type endopeptidase inhibitor activity. NCBI's taxonomy places the organism in Eukaryota, Metazoa, Arthropoda, Arachnida, Ixodida, Ixodidae. The record is from RefSeq and is a predicted model, not a curated record. The coding region runs from base 1 to 1023 and encodes 340 amino acids.